AUGGACACCUCUGCUGCUCCGCGCACCAACGGCAAGGCGCCGUUCUCCGAAAGCGGCGCCAGCUCUACCAGGCGCGCUCGCGACAACAGCGACGAGCCCAUUGUCAAGGUCCAGCCUCCGCGUCGCGAGGACCUUCAACCCAGCUAUGCCCAGGUCCUCAAGCCCGACACCGAAGACUCUGCCGCCCACGGCUGGUAUGGUGCUAUGAUCAACGCCCUGGGCUCUUGCAUCGGUACUCUUGGAGCCAUUCCCUGCUGUCUCUGCUGCCCCAAUCCCUACAAGCCUGUCAGCCAGGGCAAUGUCGGCCUGGUUACCAAGUUCGGCCGCUUCGCUCGCGCAGUCGACCCUGGUCUCGUCAAGGUGAACCCGCUCAGUGAGAACCUGAUUCAGGUUGAUGUCAAGAUCCAGAUAGUCGAGGUCCCCAAGCAGGUCUGCAUGACCAAGGACAAUGUGUCGCUCUAUCUCACCUCAGUCAUCUACUACCGCAUUACGUCGCCGCACAAGGCUGCCUUCGGUAUCGCCAACAUCCGCCAGGCCCUUGUCGAGCGCACUCAGACUACCCUUCGCCACGUCAUUGGCGCUCGCGUGCUCCAGGAUGUCAUCGAGCGCCGUGAGGAGAUUGCUGCCUCGAUCCGCGAGAUCAUCGAGGACACGUCGACCUCGUGGGGCGUCGAAGUCGAAAGCAUGCUCAUCAAGGACAUCAUCUUCAGCCAAGAGCUCCAGGACUCUCUGUCCAUGGCCGCCCAGAGCAAGCGUACCGGAGAGGCCAAGGUCAUUGCUGCACGCGCCGAAGUCGAAUCCGCCAAGCUCAUGCGCCAGGCCGCCGAUAUCCUGUCCAGCGCACCUGCCAUGCAGAUCCGCUACCUCGAGGCCAUGCAGGCAAUGGCCAAGACGGCGAACAGCAAGGUCAUCUUCUUGCCUGCUACGAACCAGACGGUCCAGUCGCAGCUUGCCCAGGCCGACGCCGUUGGCGAAGGCCCCAGCAGGUACCGCGACGAAGGCGGUGCCGACUUCGGCUACGGCACUCACGACACUAGCUUUAACAAAGCCCUCCAGGCCGGCCAGGUCGAAAGCAUCUAA
Diplodia corticola is the source of this 1080-nucleotide messenger RNA. Its product is annotated as stomatin family protein. The transcript is spliced from 2 exons. The record is from RefSeq and is a predicted model, not a curated record. Gene Ontology annotation, cellular component: plasma membrane. Bases 1 to 1080 code for a protein of 359 amino acids. Lineage: Eukaryota; Fungi; Ascomycota; Dothideomycetes; Botryosphaeriales; Botryosphaeriaceae.